Messenger RNA from Mya arenaria, 4621 nucleotides. RefSeq names its product KICSTOR complex protein kaptin-like. Gene Ontology annotation, molecular function: actin filament binding. Gene Ontology annotation, biological process: actin filament organization; cellular response to amino acid starvation; negative regulation of TORC1 signaling. Bases 98 to 1906 code for a protein of 602 amino acids. The transcript is spliced from 12 exons. Gene Ontology annotation, cellular component: actin cytoskeleton; lamellipodium; KICSTOR complex. NCBI's taxonomy places the organism in Eukaryota, Metazoa, Mollusca, Bivalvia, Myida, Myidae. The record is from RefSeq and is a predicted model, not a curated record.
CUUCACAUUGAAGAUAAUACUCCAACUAGACAGUUCUUCUUGAGAAUGAACAGAAAUUUAAGGAUUUCUUAGUAUAUUUAAGUAUCUAAAUCACGCAAUGGAGCAGAGAAAGUGGAAAUGGACAGAUGCUCACUUCUGCAGCAUUCCCUCGCAAACAACUAUCUAUGGUUGUACAAAGAUCACAAAUAAUGGCACAAACAAACUUCUGGUUGCUUCCUUGGAUGGCAGGUUUUUCACAAUGGAGUACCAACGAAUUUUUGAUAAGUUAACACCCUCAUCAAAACAGAUCCAGUUCACAUACAUUCCAGGUGAAGCAGAAAUAGUUUCAGUUGAUGCCAUAAACAAGUGUCUACAUGGUGAUGGAUUAAUUAUCGGAAUAACAUUUUGGAAGACUGAGGAGAAUGAGUGGAAGCAGUUUCUGCACCUGUACUCUGCCACCCAGCCUGGAGAUGAGUUUUGUCUCGAGAGUGUUGCACAGGGUUGUCAAAGCUUAGAGCUGAACUUCAUGCCAUUUCAUCUGACACAUUCAGAAAUUAUAGUGGAUGGUAUGUUGGAGACAGUUUUCCUGCUCAGUGGCAGUGACUGCAGGGUACAUCUCUACAGGGAGGUUAACAACCAGCACAGAUUCCAGGAGGCAGACAGUGAUCAUCUGUUCCCUGAACUGAAGGAUCUGCCAUCUGUGGUGAUGUGGCUGGACAUACAUUACUAUGACGACAACAAGCGUCGAAUCACGGUGACUGGACACCAAGACGGGCUCUUGAAUGUCUCAUUUGUCAAUGUGCAGACACGAGAGGUAGACCAUCAGUACAAGGUGGAGUUUGACAACCCUGUCACAUACGUGGUCACAUUUUCCCUCACCAACACUGUACCCAGGCCUUCCUUCCUGCCCGGUGAAACCAGUACUUAUGAUCACAUCCCGAAGCAUAAACCGUCUGUUCCUGAAUUGAACAUCCUGAUCCUCAGUGCUCUCAUCCCGGCCACCAUCUACAGGGAUGUGUUGCGGCAUGGAUUACGAGACCCUAUCUUCCUGCCAGACAGCAACAAGUUUGAUGCACUGCUUACAGGCUGUAUCAUUGACAUUGACUUUGAUGGGGAAAAUGAGAUUCUAGUCGGAACAUAUGGCCAGAAAGUGCUUGCCUAUAAGAUGAAUUCUUCCCGAAUACCGAGGCUUCACAAGUCUUCCUCCACCCCAGACACUGACCUUGACUUUGUUAACUCAGCGAUGGCGGAAAUGUCAACCUCGCUGUCUAAAAAUAGACACCACUCCAGUGAGGAGGAGUACGGGACUUAUUUAAACAGUGAUAGCAUAGCUAGGCGAGUGAGAUCACAAGAAAACCUAUCUGCGUCACUUACCUCAGAUGCAGACUAUUCUCCACUGUCCACCUCUAAAGACACAGUGAUUGCUUCAAAGUUAUCUACGAGUCCUUUGAAAAGUUUGAGGCAGUCACCCUCCAGGGACGUAUUGGGAGAAAGUUCAUGCAGGUUGCUAUGGCAACGUGGAUUUCCAUGCCCAGUUAUGGGGAUCAACAAGAUGGAUAUAAUGGGAGAUGGGAUGGAGGACUUGGUCAUUGUAACUCUGAAAGGGCUUCAUAUACUCCAGCCGGACCUUACAGAAGUGUCCUCAGUUGUGCUAGAGAGACUCCGGAUCUUAGCCUCGGAAUUUGGUUUGAACACAAAGUUUGACAGCGACAAUGCUCAUAGGACUAGUCUAGAUGAUGGUCAUGUGAUGACUGAUACUGAUGGACACUCUGAUGAUGACGAUGAUGAUGAUGAUGACGACACAUUAAAAGAUUCUACUGUUGCUAAGGAAGAUGGUCAUGAAAUGUCAGGAAGUGAACAUGUGACAUCAAAUGUUGAUCAAUUGAUUGAAAAGGAAGCGGAAAACCAUGGAACUGAUGGGAACUAAAUAAUGGAAGUUUUGCUUUUAAUCAUGAGAUAAUAUAUAUGGGUUUAAUGAACUUUUAUGGGGGUAUUUUGCAAAUAAAAGAGUAUACCGGUAGUUAUAAUAUUUCAUGACCAUAAUGUCGGCAAAGGUGUCUUCAUUGUGGUACGCGAAAAACUAUCGAAGAUACCAUCACAGAUGUUGAUACGCAACUUGAACAGCAUGUUCACAAUCACAAUAAGGGUUUAUGUACAGCAGAUCUCAUCACUCGAGUGUUUUGUUAUGCCCCUUGACUGCCUAAAAAAUAUGUACACAUACAUGGAUAUGUGUUUGCCCCUUGACUGCCUGAGAAAUAAGGACAUGUGUUUGCCACUUGACUGCAUGAGAAAUAAGGACAUGUGUUUGCCCCUUGAUUGCCUGAGAAAUGAGGAUGUGUGCUUUCCUCUUGACUGCCUGAGAAACAAGGAUGUGUGUUUUGCUCUUGACUGCGUGAGAGAUAAAGAUGUGUGUUUUGCCCUUGACUGCCUGAGAAAUAAAGAUGUGUGUUUUCCUCUUGACUGCCUGAGAAAUAAAGACAUGUGUUUUCCCUUUGUCUGCUUAAGAAAUAAGUACUUGUCUAGUCCCUUGACUACCUGAGAAAUAAGGACAUGUUUACCACUUUACUGCCUUAAAAAUAAGGACUUCUGUUUGUCCCUUGACUGCCUGUGUAAUAAAUACAUGUGUUUGCCCCUUGACCGCCUGAGAAAUAAGGACAUGUGUUUGCUCCUUGACUGCCUGAGAAAAUAAGGAUGUCUGCUUUCCUCUUGACUGCCUGAGAAACAAGGAUGAGUGUUUUGCCCUUGACUGCCUGAGAAAUAAGGAUGUGUGUUUUCCUCUUGACUGCCUGAGAAAUAAAGAUGUGUGUUUGCCCCUUGACAGCCUGAGAAAUAAAGAUGUGUGUUUUCCUCUUGACUGCCUGAGAAAUAAAGAUGUGUGUUUUCCUCUUGACUGCCUGAAAAAUAAAGAUGUGUGUUUGCCUCUUGACAGCCUGAGAAAUAAGGACAUGUGUUUGCCCCUUGACUGCCUUUUAAAUAAAUACAUGUGUUUGCCCCUUGACUACCUGAGAAAUAAGGACAUGUGUUUGCCCCUUGACUGCCUGAAAAAUAAGGAUGUAUGUUUGUCCCUUGACUGCCUAAGAAAUAAAGAUGUGUGUUUGUCCCUUGACUGCCUGAGAAAUAAUGAUGUGUGCUUGUUCCUUGACUGCCUGAGAAACAAGGAUGUGUGCUGUUUUCCCCUUGACUGCCUGAGAAAUAAGGACAUGUGUUUGUCCCUUGACUGCCUGAGAAAUAAGGACAUGUGUUUGUCCCUUGACUGCCUGAGAAAUAAGGACAUGUGUUUGCCCCUUAACUGCCUGAGAAAUAAGGACUUGUGUUUGUCCCUUGACUGCCUGAGAAAUAAGGACAUGUGUUUGCCCCUUAACUGCCUGAGAAAUAAGGACAUGUGUUUUUCCCUUGACUGCCUGAGAAAUAAGGAUGUGUGUUUGCCCCUUAUUUGCCUGAGAAAUAAGGAUGUGUGUUUGCCCGUUGACUGCUUGCGAAAUAAGGACAUGUGUUUGCCCCUUGACUGCAUGAGAAACAAGGAUAUGUGUUUGCCCCUUGACUGCCUGAGAAAUGAAGAUGUGUGUUUUGCUCUUGACUGCCUGAGAAAUAAGGACAUUUGUUUACCCUUUGUCUGCUUAAGAAAUAAGUACUUGUGUUUGUCCCUUGACUACCUUAGAAAUAAAAACAUAUUUACAACUUUGCUGCCUUAAAAAUAAGGACUUCUGUUCGCCCCUUGACUGCCUGUGAAAUAAAUAUGUGUGUUUGCCCUUGACUACCUGAGAAAUAAGGACAUGUGUUUACCCCUUGACAUCCUGAAAAAUGAAGACAUGUUUUACCCUUGACUGGCUGUGAAAUAAAUAUGUUUGUGUGCCCCUUGAUUACCUGAGAAAUAAGGGCAUAUUUUUACCCCUUGACUGCCUGAAAAAUAAGGACAUGUGUUUGUCCCUUGACUGCCUGAGAAAUAAGGUUGUGUGUUUGUCCCUUGACUGCCUGAAAAUUAGGACUUGUGUUUGCCCUUUGUUUACCUGAGAAACAAUGAUGUGUGUUUGUCCCUUGACUGCCUGAGGAAUAAGGAUGUGUGUUUGCCCCUUGACUGCCUGAGAAAUAUGGAUGUGUUUUUGCCCCAUGACUGCCUGAGAAAUAAAGAUGUGUGUUUGCCCCUUGACUGCAUGAGAAAUAAGGACGUGUGUUUGCCUCUUGACUGCAUGAGCAAUAAGGGCAUGUGUUUGGCCCUUGACUGCAUGAGAAAAAAGGACAUGUGAUUGCCCCUUGACUGCCUGAGGAAUAAGGAUGUGUGUUUGCCCCUUGACUGCCUGAGAAACAAUGAUGUGUGUUUGCCCCUUGACUGCCUGAGAAAUAAGGACGUACGUUUACCCUUUGACUGGCUGAGAAAUAAGGAUGUGAGUUUACCCCUUGACUGUCUGAAAAAUAAGGAUGUGUGUUUGCCUCUUGACUGCCUGAGAAACAGUGAUGUGUGUUUGCCCCUUGACUGCCUGAGAAAUAAGGAUGUGUGUUUACCCUUUGACUGGCUGAGAAAUAAGGAUUUGAGUUUACCCCUUGACUGCCUGAGAAAUAAGGAUGUGUGUUUGCCCCUUGACUGCCUGAGAAAUAAGGAUGUGUGUUUGUCCCUUGACGGCCUGAGUUAAAUUACUUCCAAUGU